GAAUCAGGUUGAUUCUUUUGAAUACAUUACAACUGUCUUGCACGGUCUGUACACUGAUAAAUUCUACUAGUCACUACUUUGCAUGAGAACUGUUCACAUUACUUUUCAUUAAUUUUCAUGUCGUAGACUGAAGUCAUGAUUAUAGAAUAUAUAUAUUCUAUAAUCUUCCAUGACACUCUUCCUGGUAUAUUGGUAUAUUUAGUUGAGUUACAGCAUUUAAAGUUUUCACAGCAGAUGAGUAAUUUUACACAAAGCCUCCAUGCCAAGUUUUCUGCAGUCAUGAGUAUACCAAGCAGUGAAGUCAUUUCUGUUGAGAUUUACUUUUUCUCUCUUUUUUUUUUACUCCAAUUCGAGAGAAUACAUUCUCAAAGUUCGAGUUCUAUAUUAAAUAAACAAGUGACGUGAACAAAAUUGUUGUGGACUUGAAACUACAGUUUAGAUACAUCGAUUAUUGCGACUAAAACAAACAACUCUUGUGUAUCAGAGGUCCGAAUCUUGGCUGACACCUGAUCUUGACCUCAUCUUGAAAUCCUUUUUAGCAGUCCAGUGAUUCAGUAUUUUCAUGGUUCACGUUCUGGUGCCAGGUUAUGCAAAACAGAGGCGUGACAGUUGUGUGCUUUAAGGACAAGUUGUGUCCUGUGUUCAUACUUUUUGUUUUCUAGCAUAAAAUACUGUAUGUGGAUAUUGGUGGAUAUGACGAGUCUAAUUCGAUUCCAGUACAGCGUUUCAGAUAUGGUGACGAGUGAUUGGGUUGAGGGCUGGAGCACUAAGCAGGUGGCUCUCUGGCUCAAGGAGCAGGGUUUCGCUGAAUAUGUGGAGUUGCUCUGCACUAAGCACCGUGUGGACGGAGCUGCAUUAUUGUGUCUGACCGAACAUGACCUGCGAUCUCCACCACUGCAGCUCCCACGGCUCGGAGACAUCAAAAGGCUCACAGUCGCCCUGCGACGGCUUCAGAGACCUCACACACACUCGCACACGCCACCCAGUGACUUCGGUGCAAAUGGUGUAUUUCUCUCACAUACCUCAGGUUUAAAGCGCUGUUUUAGCAGCGUAGACCAAAACAACCCAUGGUGUAAUGGGGUCGGAAUGGCGAUGUCGGAGGAGCCUUGUCAUGGUUACUCGAAUGGGAAAUGCAAGAAGGACUGUAGAUACCUGGACCCAGAGGGAUGGAAGACAGCACUGAGCUCUGUCUAUGUGAUGCUGGUGUUUGGCAUCACUUCCUUUGUUAUGGUGCUGGUGCAUGAAAGGGUGCCUGACAUGCGAACCUACCCACCCCUGCCUGAUAUAUUCCUUGACAGUGUACCUAGAAUUCCUUGGGCUUUUGGCAUGGCUGAGGCCUGUGCUCUCGUCCUGUGCUACAUAUUACUGCUAAUACUGCUGCUGCACAAAUACAGAUCUAUUCUCUUUCGCAGAUUCUGUAGUUUAACAGGGACUGUGUUCCUGCUUCGCUGUGUCACCAUGUUCGUCACCUCCUUGUCUGUCCCAGGACAUCAUCUGCAGUGCUCAGGAAAGAUGUACGGUGAUAUCUGGGCGAAAAUACUGCGCGCGUUACAGAUUUGGAGCGGCUUUGGCAUGUCCCUGACUGGGGUACACACGUGUGGAGAUUACAUGUUCAGUGGACACACAGUAAUUCUCACCAUGCUCAACUUCUUUGUCACAGAAUACACUCCACGUAACUGGCACAUUUUGCACACACUGGCAUGGGUGCUGAACCUGUUUGGGAUAUUCUUUAUCCUGGCUGCUCACGAGCACUACUCCAUUGAUGUUUUCAUCGCCUUCUACAUCACCACUCGAUUGUUCCUGUAUUACCACACGCUGGCCAACACACGGGCGUAUCAGCACAGCCGCCGAGCUCGCAUCUGGUUUCCCAUGUUUUCUUUCUUUGAGUGCAAUGUCAACGGUCCCAUCCCCAAUGAGUACUGCUGGCCCUUCUCCAGGCCUGCCUUUAUGAAAACACUCAUUGGCUAGAAAGAAAGUGUGUGUGUGUCACGGCUUGUCUGUCUUGAUUGAUAGUCUGAUGGAUUGAGACUGUUAAAGAGAAUAAUAUAUUUAUUUAUUGUUUGUUUUUGUUUUUUUUUGGAUGAAUGGCAGCAUUUGCUGUCCGUACUUUGCUGUCAGAUGAAGAGAAUCUUUUGUGUUUUGGAAUAAAACACUAAUCUUGUACUAGUUAGUACCAACUGGGUGUAUGACUGCUCCUGUGAAGGAGAACUGAAGUCCAGGGCUUGUUCUUAUCUUAUUAGGUAAUAAAUAUUUACAGGAGAACUGAACAGCUAGUUAAAGAUGUUCUGGAGAACUGAAUAUCUUUUAGCCAGUUGUUCACCAUACAUUACAGUGCUGACACUGAAAUUCAGUAGUUGGUUAAGAUGUAUUCAGUGUUGCACAAUAUAUAUUUUUUUUUAAUGUAAGCUUUUUGUAAUGCACAAUGAUCUUGGGAUGAAAACUGUAUUUUGUAACGGAAGUCUGUUGUUUACAUUGAUUGUGUGAGAGGUUUAAACUUUUGUAUUUAAAAUUCUGGCUGUGAAUAUGAAGUUUUAAUUCUCCAUUUUUAUCAGAGUAGCAUCGCUGCUUUUUAAAGAUAAAAACACAGAUGGUACAUAUUGUGGCUUUAAUAUAAACGAGUGGAGUCUCCACAGCUUUUUUCCAUUAAAAGUAUUAUUAAAGACAAUGUUUUGCAGUAUCGGUACACAUAGCGAUGUGGUUACUCAAUAAGAACGCUCAGGGAUAAUAAAUAAAAAGAGAAAGACAUAAUCCCCCCCCCCAGCUCUGUUCGUUUAACUGCACCCUGUUCAAAACUAGAUGGCUUGAUUCUUGACUAUUAGAAAAGCUGUUUUUCGUAGUCUGCGCUUUUUCUGUUAAAUGCAAAUGGAUCAAGAUGUAUUCAAGGAGAAGUUUACUUCCAGAACAAAAAUUUACAAAUAAUUUACUUACCCCCUAAACACUGGGUCUGUUGUUCCGCCUAUGUCACGCGUGACCUUUAUGUGAUUAUGUACGUCAGUGGCGGGCGGAGCAUUUCACACCUAGGCCUUCACCGGUGUCCUUCUUGAAUUAACCCACAUCUGUACCAUCAUUAUGACGCCACGGCAAUAGAUACUAAUCAACCAUUAAAUAGCAAAGUAAAAAAGAAAUUUAAAAAGUCAAUUUUAUUCCGGUUACUUUUCUCAAAAAAGACAUUCUUGAUGACGUAUGCAGCAAACUGCAAUCUCCGGAGGACGCAGCGUCCAAAAUGAGACGCGGUGAAUAUAGAAACUACGUUGUAUCACAGGAUCUUGUAGCGAACGUGAAUAAAAUUACAUUACGUAUAGCAAAAAAA
This is a messenger RNA of Hemibagrus wyckioides, 3310 nucleotides long. RefSeq names its product sphingomyelin synthase-related protein 1-like. Gene Ontology annotation, cellular component: endoplasmic reticulum membrane; Golgi membrane. The coding region runs from base 676 to 1968 and encodes 430 amino acids. The record is from RefSeq and is a predicted model, not a curated record. Gene Ontology annotation, biological process: ceramide biosynthetic process. Lineage: Eukaryota; Metazoa; Chordata; Actinopteri; Siluriformes; Bagridae. Gene Ontology annotation, molecular function: ceramide cholinephosphotransferase activity; protein binding; sphingomyelin synthase activity. The transcript has 6 exons.